UUUCACGGCCGUUUCAGCCCUAGUGCUGUAGACUGCCUGUGUGUGGCACCGACCGGGGGAAAAGCUUGCCGUGGAUAAACUGCGAUAUGUGACAUUGUCGAAGGUGUAACUGUUACCAUGUUAGCUACGCUUUUAAACAUUUUCAAAACUCUUCAAAUUCGGGGAAGACGUACUUGAGAACAUUACCUUGCAGCCAUCUUUUAUCAAAACAAAACGGCUCAAGUACAGUAAGUAAGCUAGAGAAACCGUUUCGUCUUGAACCAGACCAAAUUCGUUGGCUAGCUAGUCCCUUCUCGAGAAGCGGGGUGCGCCGAGAGAAGAUGACUGGUGUGGUCUGCGUUGAUCAAGAACCUUCUCGCCACCCUUGGACGGAUUUAAAAGCGGAUUUGUGUAGCUAAAUAUCCGUACUUUUGACAUCAAAUCAUCUGAGUACUAAACACAAAGAUUAAAUCGCGUCUUCAACGAAGGAUUUUGAGCAGUUCUCUAACCCCGCCACAGACUGUUGUUGUGAGAGGAGCAGAGACCAGCCAGACACUGACCGUCUCAUCACCAGAGUACCCGAAGCUCUCGCUUCACCCACAAAUAAACAAAGGAUACAUUUCAAGAUGUAUCCGCAGGGCCGACAUCCGGCACCUGGACACGGUCAGCCGAGUCAGGCUGGGUUCAAGUUCACCGUAGCGGAGUCCUGCGACAGGAUCAAAGACGAGUUUCAGUUCCUGCAGGCCCAAUAUCACAGUCUUAAGGUGGAGUACGACAAGCUGUCCAAUGAGAAGACAGAGAUGCAGCGCCACUAUGUCAUGUACUACGAGAUGUCCUAUGGGCUCAACAUAGAGAUGCAGAAACAGACGGAGAUCGCCAAGCGGCUCAACGCGAUUCUAGCUCAAAUUAUGCCUUUCCUGUCACAAGAGCACCAACAGCAGGUAGCCCAGGCAGUAGACCGAGCUAAACAGGUUACCAUGACUGAGCUCAAUGCCAUCAUCGGGGUACGUGGGCUUCCCAAUCUGCCCCUCACCCAGCAACAGCUCCAGGCUCAGCACCUGUCCCAUGCGGCCCACGGCGGUCCUCCCCUUCUGGCCGCGGGCCUCCAGCCUCCUGGAAUAAUCCCAGGGUCUGGGCUGCUGGCCCUGGGAGCUCUGGGGAGUCAGGCUAACCUCCCCGUUAAAGAUGAGAAGAACCACCAUGACGUGGAGCACAGAGAGAGCACGAAUAACGUCUCCCCGACCGACAGCUUGAGGGCAGCCAGUGAGAAACACAGCUCCUCCGACUACAGUCUGGACUCUAAGAAACGCAAAGUGGACGAGAAGGACAGUAUGAGCAGAUACGACAGUGAUGGAGAUAAGAGUGAUGACCUGGUCGUAGAUGUGUCCAAUGAGGACCCCGCUACCCCUCGGGCUAGCCCCGCCCACUCGCCCGAGGGGAACAGCAUCGGUAAGCCCCGCCCCCAGAAGGACACGCCCACCAGCCCCGCCUCUGUAGCGUCGUCCAGCAGCACGCCUUCCUCCAAGAACAAGGAAAACCAUAAUGACAAGUCAUCAAUGCCAGGCCUGAAGUCGACCACUCCCACCCCUCGUAGCGACGCCCCCACCCCUGGCACCUCCACCACUCCUGGGCUGCGGCCCAUCCUGGGCAAACCCCCUGGCUUGGACGCUCUGGCGGCCCCAGCCCUGAGGACUCCCCUGUACCCUCCCUUCGUUAUGAUGGGUCACCACCAUGAGAUGAACGGAGGUCUGACCAGCCCUGGUGUCUACGCCGGGCUACACAUCUCUCCUCAGAUGAGCGUUGCCGCCGCCGCCGCGUACGGACGAUCACCCAUGGGUUUUGAUCCUCAUCCUCACAUGAGACCAGGUCUUCCAGCCAGUCACACCUCCAUAUCUGGAGGGAAACCAGCCUACUCCUUCCACGUGAGUGCGGACGGCCAGAUGCAGCCGGUGCCGUUCCCUCCGGACGCCCUGAUAGGCCCGGGGAUCCCCCGGCACGCCCGCCAGAUCAACACGCUGAGCCACGGCGAGGUGGUGUGUGCCGUCACCAUCUCCAAUCCAACCAGACACGUCUACACGGGAGGGAAGGGCUGUGUCAAGAUCUGGGACAUCAGCCAGCCGGGCAGCAAGAGCCCUGUGUCACAACUCGACUGUCUGAACAGGGAUAACUACAUCCGUUCCUGUAAGCUGCUCCCCGACGGUCGUACCCUCAUCGUAGGAGGAGAGGCCAGUACUUUAACCAUCUGGGAUCUGGCCUCCCAGACGCCUCGUAUCAAGGCUGAGCUGACGUCUUCCGCCCCGGCCUGCUACGCCCUCGCCAUCUCCCCAGACGCCAAGGUCUGUUUCUCCUGUUGCAGCGAUGGGAACAUCGCCGUCUGGGACCUGCACAACCAGACUCUCGUCAGGCAGUUCCAGGGCCAUACGGACGGGGCCAGCUGUAUAGAUAUCUCUCACGACGGGACCAAGCUGUGGACAGGAGGUCUGGACAACACGGUACGUUCCUGGGACCUGAGAGAGGGACGGCAACUACAGCAGCACGACUUCACCUCACAGAUCUUCUCUCUGGGAUACUGUCCGACAGGGGAGUGGUUGGCUGUAGGGAUGGAGAGCAGUAACGUAGAGGUCCUCCACCACACCAAACCUGACAAGUACCAGCUACAUCUCCAUGAGAGCUGUGUCCUCUCCCUCAAGUUCGCCAACUGCGGUAAAUGGUUUGUGUCUACAGGGAAGGACAAUCUGCUGAACGCCUGGAGGACUCCAUAUGGUGCCAGUAUAUUCCAGUCGAAGGAGUCUUCGUCAGUCCUGAGCUGUGACAUCUCUGCUGACGACAAGUACAUCGUCACAGGCUCCGGGGACAAGAAGGCUACUGUCUACGAGGUCAUCUACUAGAGACAGACACACAGACAAUGGGAUGGGAUUAUGGUGGAGGACCUCAGAUGGGAUCAUGGUGGAGUGGAGGACCUCAGAUGGGAUUAUGGUGGAGUGGAGGACCUCAGAUGGGAUUAUGGUGGAGUGGAGGACCUCAGAUGGGAUUAUGGUAGAGUGGAGGACCUCAGAUGGGAUUAUGGUGGAGUGGAGGACCUCAGAUGGGAUUAUGGUGGAGUGGAGGACCUCAGAUGGGAUUAUGGUGGAGUGGAGGACCUCAGAUGGGAUUAUGGUGGAGUGGAGGACCUCAGAUGGGAUUAUGGUGGAGGGGAGGACCUCAGAUGGGAUUAUGGUGGAGUGGAGGACCUCAAAUGGGAUUAUGGUGGAGUGGAGGACCUCAGAUGGGAUUAUGGUGGAGGGGAGGACCUCAGAUGGGAUUAUGGUGGAGUGGAGGACCUCAGAUUGGAUUAUGGUGGAGUGGAGGACCUCAGAUUGGAUUAUGGUGGAGUGGAGGACCUCAGAUUGGAUUAUGGUGGAGUGGAGGACCUCAGAUGGGAUUAUGGUGGAGUGGAGGACCUCAGAUUGGAUUAUGGUGGAGUGGAGGACCUCAGAUGGGAUUAUGGUGGAGUGGAGGACCUCAGAUGGGAUUAUGGUGGAGUGGAGGACCUCACAUUGGAUUAUGGUGGAGUGGAGGACCUCAGAUUGGAUUAUGGUGGAGUGGAGGACCUCAUAUGGGAUUAUGGUGGAGUGGAGGACCUCAUACGGGAUUAUGGUGGAGUGGAGGACCUCAGAUUGGAUUAUGGUGGAGUGGAGGACCUCAGAUGGGAUCAUGGUGGAGUGGAGGACCUCAGAUGGGAUUAUGGUGGAGUGGAGGACCUCAGAUGGGAUUAUGGUGGAGUGGAGGACCUCAGAUGGGAUUAUGGUAGAGUGGAGGACCUCAGAUGGGAUUAUGGUGGAGUGGAGGACCUCAGAUGGGAUUAUGGUGGAGUGGAGGACCUCAGAUGGGAUUAUGGUGGAGUGGAGGACCUCAUCAUGCUCAGGAACACUGGAUUACUCCUACCUCCCUCACAGAGACACACAUCCUGGAUGUGAUGUUGGCGUUCUGGAGUCUGCUGGCCCACAGACCCCCCGGCUAUCUGAGAUGCUUCGCUGACCUGGGCAGGAGGGCCGGGCUGAGUUUGGCCAAACUUGACCAGUCUGGUAUUGUGUCUCAGGCUUUCACUCGUUAGGACUAAGGAGUAGCACUACACUAGCUGAGUGAGUUAAGCUCCAGAAGAACUAAGAGAAGAAGAGAAAUAUUGUUUUUCUAUUUGUUUUUUUGUGUCGCGGCGGCACAGAGAGGAUAGAGGUUCGAGGUUCAGCGUGAAGAAGCAGCCUGUGUAAAGUCAAAUGUACAUAGUAGUUUAGCUAGUGUACAAGACGGCAGAAUAACAGGCCUUUAUAUUGUGGUGUCCAGAUCCACUCUCUCUGGUUCUGCCUGUGUGAUGGUUCUCUCUGCAUGUGUUAUUGGGCUCCAGAGUGGCGCAGUGGUCGAAGGCACUGCAUCUCCGUCCAAGAGGCGUCACUGCAGUCCCUGGUUCGACUCCAGGCUGCACAUCCGGCCGUGAUUGGGAGUCCCAUAGGGUGGCGCACAAUUGGCCCAGCAUCGUCCGAGUUUGUAAAUAUUAAUUUGUUCUUAACUGCCUGGUUAAAUAAAGGUGAAAUAAAAAAUGUAA
Messenger RNA from Salvelinus fontinalis (brook trout), 4558 nucleotides. RefSeq names its product transducin-like enhancer protein 3-B. Gene Ontology annotation, cellular component: transcription regulator complex; nucleus. The record is from RefSeq and is a predicted model, not a curated record. Gene Ontology annotation, biological process: regulation of DNA-templated transcription; negative regulation of canonical Wnt signaling pathway. Bases 606 to 2867 code for a protein of 753 amino acids. NCBI's taxonomy places the organism in Eukaryota, Metazoa, Chordata, Actinopteri, Salmoniformes, Salmonidae. The transcript is spliced from 21 exons. Gene Ontology annotation, molecular function: protein binding; transcription corepressor activity.